Messenger RNA from Zygosaccharomyces rouxii, 1530 nucleotides. It is a transcript of the gene TFB2, whose product is annotated as TFIIH/NER complex subunit TFB2. The record is from RefSeq and is a predicted model, not a curated record. Gene Ontology annotation, molecular function: double-stranded DNA binding; ATPase activator activity. Gene Ontology annotation, cellular component: transcription factor TFIIH holo complex; transcription factor TFIIH core complex. NCBI's taxonomy places the organism in Eukaryota, Fungi, Ascomycota, Saccharomycetes, Saccharomycetales, Saccharomycetaceae. The transcript has a single exon. The coding region runs from base 1 to 1530 and encodes 509 amino acids. Gene Ontology annotation, biological process: nucleotide-excision repair.
AUGAGUUCUCAGCAUCUGUUGAAAAGUUCAGUUAACCAAUACUUGGAAGAAUUACCGCAGCAAAUUCAGAGUAGGUUAUAUGAAUCUCCUGCUACAUGUUUGGCCAUCUACAGGCUCUUACCUCAACUGGCAAAGUUUUUUAUUAUGUCAAUGGUUUUCAAUGAAAGUGCUAUUUCACUUCGUGAUUUAGAUAGGUGGGUUAAAUCUAGUGGUAAACUUCAAUUUCAGGAUGCUAUCAAAUCUAUGAAGUCCCUGCAUCUGCUUAUACCAGUUAGAAGUAAUGGACCGAUGCUUAUUGAUCUGAACCAUACCUUUAGGGAGAGUUUUAAAAAUGCAUUGACCGGAGGUGAAGUGAGUAAUUCUUUCGGUAUUGUUAUGGAAUUGGAUAAUGACACAGUCACUACUGAUAUGUUGGACAAGUAUUCAGCUGAUAAGUGGGAAACUAUUUUGCAUUUCAUGGUAGGGACAUCUCUGGCGCAUAUACCGUCUGAAAACGUUUUAAACCUUUUAAAACACAGUAAAUUGAUGGAAGAGAGUAACACGACGGGGGAAUUCAAAAUCACUAAUGAGGGGUUUCAAUUUCUUCUACAGGAAGUAAACUCACAACUGUGGGCACUUCUUCUACAAUAUUUAAAAAUGACAGAAAUGUUACAGAUGGAUCCAGUGGAUAUAUUGAAUUUUAUCUUUAUGUUGGGUGCAUUAGAGUUUAGCAAACCAUAUAGCACUAAUGGAUUAUCAGAGACUCAAAAAGUCAUGUUAAAGGAUAUGAGAGAUUACGGUUUGGUUUUCCAAAUGAAUUCCAAUGCGAAUGUCUUUUAUCCAACACGAUUGGCAUCGAUGUUAACAUCUGAUCCCAAGAGUAUUAGAGGUGCUUCUGGUGCCAUGGAUAGUGUUCUAAAACAAAAUAAAGAAGAUGUUCUUAAUAAAAGCGGUGGUGCAGGUGCCAAUGCAGAUGACGAUGCAGAUGAAAUCGGUUCUGAGGGCCAGAAUAUGCAAGACGGUGCAUUGAUCGUGGAGACGAAUUUCAAACUAUAUUCGUAUUCGAAUUCACCUUUGCAAAUUGCCAUUUUGAGUCUUUUCGUUCAUAUGAAAUCAAGAUUUUCCAAUAUGGUUACUGGUCAAUUGACAAGAGAAUCUAUUAGACAAGCAUUGCUAAAUGGUAUUACAGCAGAUCAAAUUAUUGCAUAUUUAGAGACACACGCUCAUCCACAGAUGAGAAGGAUGGCUGAGGAGCAAUUAGAGAAAAGAUUGGAAUUGGAUCCGAAUAGUAAAGAUCCGUUACAAAUUUUACCACCUACGGUUGUAGAUCAAAUUAAAUUGUGGCAAUUGGAAUUGGAUAGAAUUAUUAGUUUCGAAGGAUCACUUUACUCUGAUUUUGAAAACCAUCAGGAAUUCACCUUACUUAGCUCCUACGCUCAGGAUAUUGGCGUUUUAAUAUGGAAGGAUGAUAGGAAGAAGAAAUUCUUCGUCUCUAAGGAAGGUAAUUCUCAAGUUCUCGAUUAUGCAAAGAGAAAGUUGAAGAAGAAAUAA